AUUAUAUCAAUGAUUUCAACUGCAGGUACGGCAGAACAAUCCCGGUGCAGAUCAUGGGAUAUUCCGACCCGAACGGACAAGAGUUGAAUUCGCGGGGAUGACAUCAGAGCCUAUCCAUAAUACAAACUGAAAAAGUCCCAAAGCUUUGAUUCAUGCAUUUUUUUUCUUCUCCCCGGCCUCUGGAGCAAGCGGCAUCCUUCAUUGCCAACGUUUGUACUAGUACAGUACACCCUGCAGCAGAGCAAGGUCACCAAGCAUGAUAAAGACUCGACAUUUUUUAUCCUCUACCCCAUACCUCCCCCUUUGGCGAAGUCUGCACCUGGGGCCGGAGAGGUAAUGGUGGGGCAAAAAGUGUUCGGGUGUCUGUGUGCAUGAAACCUCGCUUUUAAUCAUCACAAAAGAGGACAGAUCUCUGGGCAGGGGGGGCAGAAAGGCUUACGACUUCUGAAUAUGUUCAGUUUGCUCGUGCACAUUAUACAGGAGGUCACAAGGGAAUGUGGAAACAAUUCGGCGAUAUUCUACCAUCAUCUUUCGCGCGUUGCUGCCACUUGCUUCCGGUAUGAACCUGUUCUGCGAUCAGGGAACACCCCACCCAUUCAUAGAAGUGAAAGGACCCCCCAACGCCAACACACACUUCACCACACCGCACUCCGCACACUCAACCAACCAAAACAAAACCAUCCAGACCAACCCCGUGUAAAGGUAGUCCACAGCAUUCCCCUUAAAUUUCUGCGACGACAACGUUUUUUACUCACAAACAGCAAAAAUGCGAAUCAAAAUCCGCGCACCGAACGGUUCCCAGGUCCUCGCAUUAUCACCAGAGACGACAAUAUCCUCCUUUCUCUCAGAGAUCCGCUCAAAGACAUCUCUAUCCGGCGACGUCGAGAUCAAAUAUGGCUACCCGCCUAAAUCUCUGCAUCUUAGCGAGUACCCAUCGUCAACCCUUCUCAGGGAUAUCCCCACCAAGCUCGAAGGCGAACAAUUAAUCAUAUCCGAGACAAAAUCGAGCGCUCCGUUUUCCUUCUCCGGAGGCGCACAAGAUUCCACUUCGCAGCCCGACGCGCCCUUGACCUUAAAUCGGUCCCUGAAACCCAAGAUCAACAAAGACGAUCCUCCCGAUGUUCCCCUAAAGAGUGGACGUGGAACGAUGGUUCUACGCGUGAUGGAAGAUGACAACAGUUGCCUUUUCUCGGCCAUAAGUUACGUCGCCACGGGCUCCCUUUACUCGGCCGCCGAGCUGCGCCAGCUUAUCGCAACCACAAUCCAGGAAAACCCAGACAUCUACAGCGAAGCAGUUUUGGAGCAAAAGCCAGACGGUUACUGUGAGUGGAUCCAGAUGGAGAGUUCUUGGGGCGGCGGAAUCGAGCUAGGAAUUUUCGCAAAUUUCUUCGAUCUAGAGAUAUGCACCAUCGAUGUCUCUACAAACGAAGUCAUCCGAUUCAACGAGGGAAAAGCGAACAGAGCUGUCGUGGUUUAUUCCGGUAUCCAUUACGACACAAUCGUCCUAUCACCCGCCGGAUCCCGAACAAAUGAUCCCUCCAAGGACAAGCGGAUCUUCAGUUCCAGCGAUGAUGAGGAGCUAGAAGGGGCCUUGGAGCUUUGCAGAGAACUCAAGAAGAGAAAGUAUUUCACUGAUACCAAAAGCUUUUCCCUCAAAUGCAACAUCUGCAAAACCGGUCUCAAGGGUCAAAAGGCCGCUGUGGCGCAUGCGAAAAGCACAGGGCAUAUGGAUUUCGGGGAGUACUAGAGCGGGGUGCGUUGGCUCUGUUUUAUUAGCUUGGAAAGCGGUAUAAAUACCAGGUCUUCUGUAUCUUUUUUUAUUAUUAUUAUUUUAUUUCCACGCUUGUCAGAUGUAGAGAUGCAUCGGUAGAUAGACUAAUUUUACUGGCUCAAA
Molecule: messenger RNA, 1894 nt
Organism: Tuber melanosporum (Perigord truffle)
Lineage: Eukaryota; Fungi; Ascomycota; Pezizomycetes; Pezizales; Tuberaceae
Exons: 4
Coding region: 767-1747 (326 amino acids)
Biological process (GO): protein deubiquitination; endoplasmic reticulum unfolded protein response
Cellular component (GO): nucleus; cytosol
Molecular function (GO): cysteine-type deubiquitinase activity
Source: RefSeq, a predicted model, not a curated record